AUGGGCCAGAGUUACAACAGAUUGCAGAAAAAGUAAUCCUUUGUCACCUCUGUCCUCCAUAUGUGAGGGAUAAUUUGUACUUUGAAAGUUCUAAGUGCGCUUUGUAGUUAACGUUUGAUUCUUUUGUUAGUUCUAAGCGCGCUCUGUAGUUUACGUUUGAUUGUUUUGUUGGUUUUAAGCGCGCUUUGUCGUAAGUGUUUAAUUGUUCUGUUAGUUCAAAGUGCGCUCCGUUGUUUACGUUUGUUUGUUUUGUUAGGCCUAAGCGUGCCCUGUAGUUUAUGCUUGAUUGUUUUGUUAGGUCUAAGCGCGCUCUGUAGUUUAUGUUUGACCGUCUUGUUAGGUCAAAGUGCACUCUGUAGUUUACGUUUGAUUGUUUUGUUAGGUCUAAGCGCGCUCUGUAGUUUAUGUUUGAUCGUCUUGUUAGGUCAAAGUGCACUCUGUAGUUUACGUUUGAUUGUUUUGUUAGGUUUAAGCGCGCUCUGUAUUUUAUGUUUGACUGUCUUGUUAGGUCAAAGUGCACUCAUUAGUUUAUGUUUGACUGUCUUGUUAGGUCAAAGUGCACUCUGUAGCUUAAGUUUGAUUGUUUUGUGAGGACUAAGCGCGCUCUGUAAUUUACGUUUGAUUGUCUUGUUAGUGAUAGGGGCGUUCUGUAAUUUAUGUUUGAUUGUCUUGUUAGGUCUAAGCGCGCUCAGUAGUUUUUACGUUUGAUUAUUUUGUUAGUUCUAAGCGCGCUCUGUAGUUUGUUUGACUGUCUUGAUAGGUCUAAGCGCGCUUUGUAGUUUACAUUGGAUUGUUUUUUUAGUUCUAAGCGCGCUCUGCAGUUUAUGUUUCACUGUCUUGUUAGGUCUUAGCGCGCUCUGUAAUUUACGUUUGAUUAUUUUUUUAGUUCUAAGCGCGCUCUGUAGUUUAUGUUUGACUGUCUUGUUAGGUCAAAGUGCGCUUUGUAGUUUACGUUUGAUUUUUUUGUUGGGUCCAAGCGCGCUCUGUCGUUUAUGUUUGAUUGUCUUCUCAGUUCUCAGCGCGCUCUGUAGUUUAUGUUUGAUUGUUUAAUUAGUUCUAAGCGCGCUUUGUAGUUUAUGUUUGAUUGAUUUGUUAGUUCUAGGCACACUCUGUAGUUUACGUUUGAUUGUUUCACUAGGUCUAAGCGCACUCAGUAGUUUACGUUUGAUUGUUUUGUCAGUUUUUAAGCGCGCUCUAUAGUUUACGUUUGAUUGUUUCGUUAGUUCUUAGCGCGCUCAGAAGUUUACGUUUGGUUGUUUUGUUAGGUCUAAGCGUGAAUAGAAACGAAUUUUUUAUUCUUUCAUGAACACUAUUUAUGGAAGCUAGAAAACGCAACUGAGUAACCCAAAUCUUUCGGCUGAUGCCAGGUCAAGUCAGAGCGUCGGUCUACAAAUAGCAUAAAAAAGUACUGAGCUUAGUCAAAUACAAAAACAUACGUUGAGCUUUCUUGUGAAAGGGGGUGUUUUUUUUUUGUAUUUAAAUAGCAAUUCCUAUCAACAGAGUAACACGUGUCUCCAAAGAUUGUUAUAUUUUCGAUCAGUUGCAGGACAUUUUGAUGGCCGAAUUGCAUUUCCAAUCUACCUUUUUUUUUCUUUUCUAAGUGAAGCAGAACUUGCCUUGCCUUAAAAGUCAAUUGGGUGAAUCAAGAACUUCACAAAACCUUUUAUAGCAUCAGGGUUAUAAAGAACUGUUUAACUGAAAAGACUUCGACACAAUUUCAAAGUUUGCCUUGUGAAAGGAAAAACAUGCAUCCUUCUCAAUCAAAUAUAACGAUUCUGAGCAAUUCAUCUAAUAAGUGACUUCAACACAAAUUAAAGAUGUGUUGUGGCUUACUGAUUUUCCUUUUUUUUUUUCCUUUAUUUCUGGAUGAAAAAAUCCGGUCUUGAAGAACAUACGCAGUUCGAAGAUGAAAGCUGUUAUUUAGGUCUUGUUCUUCACCAAAUCAUUUGAUGUUUCAUUAAAAAAGGUGCGCUUCUCUCACUGACGGAACAUCUUGCUAAACAGGCACUUCCGUAACUUUGCAUUCUUCAUAUACCAACCCCUACAUGAAAGCUAUUUUUUAAUAUAAAGAUUUAACUCAAGAUUCACUCAAAACUGUUUCACAUAUCAGUAUGGUAAUUAAUUCGUUCUUUCUGUUUCUAUACUAAGGUCAUCUUGUCGUUUACUAUCCUUUAAAUGGAGAAUUUAAAGCCAGAGAAAUUGACAAUAAGCAGCCAGCUGGAGUUUUAGGGCAGGUGGAGCUCACAACUGGACCCCAUGGAGAAACCAAUGGAUCCUACCAGUUUUCAGGCAACCCAAACAGUUUCAUAGAGUUCCCAAAUGACGGAGGACUAGACACCCUACACUCUAUAACGCUGAUGUGCUGGGUUCAGCCCGGUGGUCGAGACGGACCGCUCUUUAACUACAAGAACUCCGGAGCUUGGGGAGUCCAUAUUUGGAUAGUUAACGGCAAGUUCUUUAACAGGAUCACCAAAUACCCAAAUCAUGCGUUUUUCGAUGCCAUAUUGACUGAUCAGGUACUUCCAGUGGGACAGUGGGCCCAUGUUGCGGCAACUUAUGAUCACAUCACUGGAGUCAACUCUUUGUACGUCAAUGGCCAUUUGUCUAAAACAGAAUACAUCGGCACGACGGAGAGGAUAUCAACGAACGACGGGCAGGUUCGAAUGGGCGUUAAGAUUGGCGACUCCAGAUACUUUAAUGGCAAAAUAGCUCAGUUGAAAGUUUAUGACGAUGCGUUAGAUGAAGUCGAUAUAAAAGCUGCCAUGAAUGAAGGUAAGGUGCAGUUA
This is a messenger RNA of Pocillopora meandrina, 2786 nucleotides long. The record is from the annotation of a GenBank genome assembly. Lineage: Eukaryota; Metazoa; Cnidaria; Anthozoa; Scleractinia; Pocilloporidae.